CUGUGACCUGUAAUCGGAGGUAUCGCGACACCUGAUACGCGAUCGGGAUUUUGCCUGUCACGUGACCCGGAUAGACAUCACUUGGCGCCGCGGCUUCCUUAACGGUCAACAGGGGGUCCGCGCGAAUCGAAUCAAGACAUGGACGUGCUGAAGAUCGAGGAAGUCAUCGUGGGUACCAACGUGAUGAAGACGAACCCAGAGAUGACGUCCGAGUCUUCUGCGACGUCCCAGCUGCAAACCUCGGAGGAUCGCGACGAUCUGCACUGUCCGCAAUGCCUCAUCACCUUCGUCACCACCAAGGCGAGGCAAAACCACCUGCGGAGGACUCACCCGGAUCAGUACACCAGGCAGCUGAUGCAGAACAACACGUUGUUCUCGUGUUACAAGUGCGAUAGAAUUUUUGCUUCCCCCGAAGAACUCAGCGUGCAUCGGGACGUCCACCACCGGACCGACGACUUACCCGUCUGCUCCUCCUGCCACAAAGUGUUUCCAACCUUCAGUAGCCUCUUCAGGCACAAGCGGAAGGGCUGCGUGAAGGGCGUGUGGCGCUGCCGAGACUGCGACGCGCGCUGCCGCAGCCUCCUCCAUUUCCACAUGCACUGCAUCGACGAGCACGACCGCGACGUGGUGCCGGCGGCGAAAAGCGGCGGGCGCCUGUGCUCCAUCUGCUGGCGCCACUUCCUCACCGACGAGGCGCUGCACGGCCACCAAGAGAGGGUGGACAACGCCGAGGUCAAACUGUUUAACGGCGAGCGCCCCCGGGAAGACAAGACCGGGAAGGUGGGCGGCAAGAGGAAGAAAAGGAUCGAGGAGGAGACGGAGGAAGACGACGACGAGGAGGACGAUGACAAUGAGGAGGAGGAAGAGGAGCUGCAGAUCCCGUGUCCCGAAGCAGACUGUGAUCUGGUCUUCCCUUCCGUGGAUGCACUGAGGGCGCACAAGAGGAGCCAGCACCCUCCGCCGCCUUCGUCGUCCCUCAAAAAGCGCUGACCGCCGCAUAAAUGCAGGCCUGUAACUGCAUAACUGCUUUUUUUGGGUUUGCAAACACCACCGCCUUCCUCACGACUACGCUCGACGACGAGGUUACUCCUCGCCGGCGGCCAUUUUAGUCCUGCAAUAAAGGCUGACUGUCUUCAAUACGAAAAGGCCCUGUAAUAAAGGAUGAGCGUCUGGUUUUAUUUGCA
Messenger RNA from Syngnathoides biaculeatus (alligator pipefish), 1184 nucleotides. Its product is annotated as PR domain zinc finger protein 10-like. The record is from RefSeq and is a predicted model, not a curated record. Gene Ontology annotation, biological process: regulation of transcription by RNA polymerase II. Gene Ontology annotation, cellular component: nucleus. Gene Ontology annotation, molecular function: sequence-specific DNA binding; DNA-binding transcription factor activity, RNA polymerase II-specific. NCBI's taxonomy places the organism in Eukaryota, Metazoa, Chordata, Actinopteri, Syngnathiformes, Syngnathidae. The coding region runs from base 139 to 990 and encodes 283 amino acids. The transcript has 5 exons.